This is a messenger RNA of Olea europaea var. sylvestris, 564 nucleotides long. RefSeq names its product G-type lectin S-receptor-like serine/threonine-protein kinase SD1-13. Gene Ontology annotation, molecular function: protein kinase activity. Lineage: Eukaryota; Viridiplantae; Streptophyta; Magnoliopsida; Lamiales; Oleaceae. The transcript has 2 exons. Gene Ontology annotation, biological process: protein phosphorylation. The record is from RefSeq and is a predicted model, not a curated record. The annotation marks the transcript as partial.
GAAUAUGCAAUGGGAGGAAAAUUUUCAGAAAAAUCUGAUGUAUUUAGUUUUGGAGUUUUGGUGUUAGAAAUCAUAAGUGGGACAAGGAACACGACCUUUUACAAUGACGACUCUUCUUUGAGCCUUUUAGGAUACGCAUGGAAACUGUGGAACGAAGACAAUGCAGUGAUUUUGAUAGAUGGAAGAAUAUCAAGUCCAGGUUUUUCAAAAGAGAUUUUGAGAUGCAUACAUAUUGGAUUAUUGUGUGUUCAAGAAUUCCCUUUUAAAAGACCGAAUAUAUCAACUGUUCUGUCAAUGCUUUGUGGUGAAAUUAUAGAUCUGCCUUUGCCGGAGCAACCUGCAUUUAUGCAGAACUUGAUGCGUUCUUUUUCUUCUUCCCAAAACCAUACGAAUACGAGGGGAUCUUCCAACAAUGUCAGUAUCACCACAAUGUUUGAAGGACGAUGAAUUUCAUUAUGUUAAUAUUUCUUUGUUUAUCUUUCCAUUUGUAAUAUGGACAAAACUUUUAUGUUCAAACAAUAGAGAAAUUGUAUAUAUUGAAGACAGAUUUCUUCUGUAGAUCUA